AUGACGAUCCCCGCCGCCGCCGACAGAUCGCCGGCGAAGAAGAAUAACCAGAAAGCAACCAAAGGGCGGCAGAAAAUACCCAUAAGGAAGAUAGAGGAAAAGAGCCAGCUUCAGGUCACGUUCAGCAAGCGGAGGAAGGGCCUCUUCAGGAAAGCCACCGAGCUCGGCCUCCUGUACGGAGCCCACGUGGCAGUCAUCGCCUUCUCCCCCGGCGGGAAGGUCUUCCCCUGCGGUUACCCUGACGCCGACUCCGUCCUCCGCCGCUACGCCGGCGGCGGCGGCGGCCGGGGGGCGUUCUGGUGGGAGGAGGAGAAGGUGGAGGAGAUGGGUUUGGAAGAGCUGGAGGAGUUUGUGGGAGCUGUGGAGAAGGUGAGGGAGAAUGUGAUGAAUCGUAUUACUCGAUUGCAUGUUUAG
Linum tenue is the source of this 414-nucleotide messenger RNA. The record is from the annotation of a GenBank genome assembly. NCBI's taxonomy places the organism in Eukaryota, Viridiplantae, Streptophyta, Magnoliopsida, Malpighiales, Linaceae.